Molecule: messenger RNA, 1263 nt
Organism: Spizellomyces punctatus DAOM BR117
Lineage: Eukaryota; Fungi; Chytridiomycota; Chytridiomycetes; Spizellomycetales; Spizellomycetaceae
Product: GTPase-activating protein GYP8
Exons: 3
Coding region: 29-1183 (384 amino acids)
Biological process (GO): endoplasmic reticulum to Golgi vesicle-mediated transport; positive regulation of GTPase activity
Cellular component (GO): endoplasmic reticulum membrane
Molecular function (GO): GTPase activator activity
Source: RefSeq, a predicted model, not a curated record
GCCAUUUUGAGUUGAAGGAAGGGAAACGAUGCCAUCGCCAUCUGCAGUAGAACAUGUACGCAAACGCACGGCAAAGAGACCCACAAAGCACUCCAAGACAAGGCUCAUCAAUGAGGCUGUCGCCGCAGGAAACUUGGAGGCACUGCGAACACUGGCUGCAUCCAAGGGCGGAUUCGUCAAUCACAGUAUCCGCAGAAAAGUAUGGCCUCUGCUCCUUCAUAGCGCCAACAAACAGCGUGAAAUGUUCUCAGAAGGCGCAGAUGAGCAGCGAGAUGCCAGCCAAAUUGCAUUGGACGUGAACAGAUCUCUUGCCCACUUGUUGCAGCCUGAUACCGGGGAAACCCGCUUAGAGACGCUGCGAAAGGAACUUUCUAAUCUGCUCCUUACUGUAUUGAGCCGGCAUUCUUAUUUACAUUACUACCAAGGCUUUCACGAUGUUGCCAGUGUCCUCCUCCUUGUACUGAAACCGACAUUAGCCUCAGCUUGUUUGGAACCACUAGCGCUUUUCUAUUUGCGUGACUUUAUGGCGCCGUCCCUCCAGUCCUCCAUGAAUCAGAUCAGUCUUCUCUUCCCUCUCAUUGCCCUCGUGUCCCCAGCUACUCACGAAUGUCUGUCGAGCAUCGAAGGCUUUCUUCCCUACUUUUGUCUCUCGUGGGUCAUCACAUGGUACAGCCACGAUAUCGACGAUCUAUCCCGGAUUGCUCGCCUGUUUGACUUUCUAAUUGCCUCCAACCCCCUCAUGCCGGUAUACCUGGCUGCUGCGGUCGUACUGUCUCAAAAUGAGCAGCUUGUGGAGCUAGAAGCCGAGUACAGCACUGUGCAUCACUUUCUUUCAAAAUUCCCGUCAGAUGCAAACUUGGAGAUGCUCAUUAAACAAGCAUACAAUAUGUACAAGCUGCACCCACCAGAGGCGGUGCAGAAAUCCGCGAAAUUGCCGCUUGGAAGAGCGUCGGUAGUCAACAGGUUCAAAGUCGACUUUGAGCGACUACCAUUAACACAAGAAUACGAUGACCAGCUGCCCCAAAAACUGUUGAAUCAACAUGUCCGCGAAGUUGAAAAGCCAGGGGGUCAUUAUCAUCCGGACCGGUGGGUACUGGCAAAUGCCAGACACUUGGCAUGGAUCAGUGCAUUCGCGGCCACGUCUGUAAUAGCUUGGUAUGCAUACCAAACAGGUUAUACGUAGAAUACCCUUUGCGAAUACAUCUGCUUCCUGUAUAUUAUGUACAUAACUUGAAAAUACAGAUUGGGAACUUAAUUCUAAAA